This is a messenger RNA of Amaranthus tricolor (Joseph's coat), 816 nucleotides long. RefSeq lists its product as uncharacterized. The transcript has 6 exons. NCBI's taxonomy places the organism in Eukaryota, Viridiplantae, Streptophyta, Magnoliopsida, Caryophyllales, Amaranthaceae. The record is from RefSeq and is a predicted model, not a curated record. Bases 1 to 816 code for a protein of 271 amino acids.
AUGGUGAACCAAAAUGAGCAUGAAUAUGAUUCAAGUGAACCCCCAUGGCACCUAAAUGGAGAAUUGAUAUGCAAACAAAGGAUGAAUUUGAGUUGGAGUUUGACUCCCUUUUGUUUAGAUCUCUUUAUUGUAUUUGAGAGACUAUUAGUUCAGGAAUUUGAUUCUGUAGAUGAAUUACAUGCUUUGGCCAAUAAGAUAGCAAGAGGAAUUGGAAAAAGUUUAUUAUACACAAUAAUUGAACUUAAUCUCACCGACAAAGGAAAGGGUAUUGAAAGAGAUCCUAUAAAAAUUGAGGAAGAUAAGAAAUAUCAUGAAUUGCUAAAAACACUUCUUGUUGCGGAGCAAAAUAAUGAACUAUUAUUGAAAGAUCACAACAGGAGACCUGUUGGGACUAUGCCCUUUAAUGAGACAAAUAUGAUUGAGAGGAAUGUGCGCCAUCGAGGUCGUGGAAACUAUUUUAUAAGAGGCAGAGGUCGUGGAAAAUAUCACGAAAAGAGCGGCAUGAAUACUUUCGAACAAGGAAAUUUCUAUGGCCGUAGUCGUGGUCGUGGUCAUGGACUUAGUCGUGGCCGUGGACGUAGCCACUCCAGAAAUACAAAAGCACAUGUAAUACAUUGGGGGCGAACUUGUCGUACCGCCAAACAUUUAGUGGAUUUAUAUCAAGCUUCCAAGAAAAACAAAGGAAAAGGGGCAGAAGCAAAUUUUGUAAAUGAAGCAAGUACAUCUGGGCCCACCUUAGAUGUCUCCGAUUUCUUUACUGAGGAUGUGAACCUCCACAAACUUGAUCCCCAAGAAGAAGAUAAUUACAUCUUUUGA